AUGGCCACUGUUGAAAAACUAACACCGCUGCCACUGUCGGUGCCUAAGGAGGCAGAUUUCAAUGAUUCAGUUGAAUCGCCAUAUAUGAUUGAGGUUGCUGAUGAAAGCACCUCUAGAUUCACCAGAUUUAAGGAUUCGUUUAGGCGAAAGGUAGUGGAUGAGUCACAGAAACAUGAAAUUGGGCGUCAAAUGUCCAAGGCUAUCAGUCUACGUCACUUGAUACUUAUGGCUCUCGUUACUGGUAUUGGUACUGGUCUUUUGGUUGGUACCGGGCUGGUUUUGCAUAAAUCCGGACCAUUGUUUCUUGUAAUUGGUUUCGCUAUCGUUGGUUCAUUUUUGUAUCCCACUUUACAAGCAGCAGGUGAGAUGGCGGUUAACUAUUCCGAUUUAUCUGGUGGAUACAACAAUUAUCCUAGAAGAUUUAUUGACGAAUCAGUUGCAUUUGCAAUCACAUGGAAUUAUUGUAUUCAAUGGUUAUCUGUCAUUUCUAUUGAAUUGGUUACUGCUGCAAUUACUAUCUCGUAUUGGAACACAACUGUUAAUGCCGACGUUUGGGUCACAAUUUUUUACGUCGUGGUUGUAACUAUCAAUUUCAUUGGUGCUUCAGGAUAUGGUGAAGCUGAAUUCAUCAUUGGAUCUUGCAAGAUUAUGAUGAUUGUUGGAUUUAUCAUCAUGGGUAUAGUUGUCAAUGUAGGUGGAGGACCCAACCACGAGUUUAUUGGAGGUAGAUACUGGAGGGAUCCCGGAUACUAUACAAAUUUCAAAGGUUUAUGUUCAGUAUUUGUUACAGGUAGUUUUGCUUUUGGACAAACUGAGUUUGUUGCUUUGAGUGCUAGUGAACAAUCAAAUCCAAGGAGAGCAAUCCCUAUCGCAACUAAAUUGGUUGCGUAUCGUAUUGUAAUUGUUAUGCUUGGUAGUUUGACCAUUGUUGGUUUGCUUGUUCCUUACACUUCUGACAGAUUGAUGGGAUCCAGCGGUGGCGGAUCACAUGCAUCUCCUUAUGUCUUAGCUGCUGCAUUGCACGGUGUCAAAGCUGUGCCAUCAAUCAUCAAUGCCGUUAUUCUUAUGUCAGUCACAUCUGUUGCAUCUUCUGCAUUGUACUCAUCCUCAAGAACAUUGCAAUCAUUAGCCGAACAGGGUUUUGCACCAAAGUGGUUCAAUUACAUUGAUAGAACCGGUAGACCAUUACGUGCUUUAGCCAUCUGUGCAUUCUUUGGGUUGUUUUCAUUUAUUGCAGCAUACAAGAAACAGGAAACUGUUUUCAACUGGUUGCUUGCCAUUUCCGGAUUAUCACAAAUUUUCACUUGGGGUGGAAUUUGUAUUUCACAUGUUCGUUUCAGGGCCGCCUUAAAAUACAACAAUAUUUCAACUGAUUCAUUAGGAUACGUUGCCAAUACUGGUGUCAUUGGAUCAUACUAUGCCAUUAUUUGGUACUGUUUAGUUUUGAUUGCUCAAUUUUGGAUUGCCUUGUAUCCUAAAGGUGAAGGUAAACCAAAUGUAACCUCAUUUUUCCAAAAUUAUCUUGGUGUUAUUGUGUUGCUUUUCUUUUACGUUUGUCACAAAUUAUGGACUCGUAAUUGGUCGCUAUUUGUACCUUUGAAAGAUAUUGAUAUCAACUUGGAUAGAACACUUUUCGAUGAAGAGUUAUUGGCCAUUGAAAAGGAGGAAGAGAAGGAGAAAUGGAAAAAGGCUCCAUUUUAUAAAAAGGUAUUGCAAGUGCUAUUUUUGUAA
Molecule: messenger RNA, 1731 nt
Organism: Lodderomyces orthopsilosis Co 90-125
Lineage: Eukaryota; Fungi; Ascomycota; Pichiomycetes; Serinales; Debaryomycetaceae
Gene: GNP1
Product: amino acid transporter
Exons: 1
Coding region: 1-1731 (576 amino acids)
Biological process (GO): amino acid transmembrane transport
Cellular component (GO): membrane
Molecular function (GO): amino acid transmembrane transporter activity
Source: RefSeq, a predicted model, not a curated record